UCUGAUCGUGGCGGUCGUGCGGGGCUUCGAGCUUGCGCACUGUCUUCGAAAUCGCAGACUCGGUGCGCGAGGGGCGCGUGGCGGCACCGGGGGUGUCAGUCACGGCCCAUCUGCCUACCAUCGAGCACAUCCAUGGCCAUAAUUAUAGCAACUAAUGACAGAUCGAUCGAGCCGUGAGGACGCAUCAGUUGCGGCUCGUGUCGCCUGGUAUGUAGUCGUUUAGAGAAGAAUAAUACGCGCAAGAAGAAAAGGAAACAGAAGAAGAAAGAAGUGGAAGAUAGAGAUAGCGUAACGUUGCGUAUAUUUAUCGAAGAAACGUCGCGUAUAUUUAUCGAAGAAACGUCGUGUACGAAGAAUCCACCGGAAAUAACGGUGACAUCGCGACAGGCAAAUGUCCUCGUCGAGCUUCCGCGAGAGCCCGUCGACGAGCUACUCACGAGAAGCGACACGAAACAGAGACACCGACGGCGACGCCAGACGUCGCUCUACCGCACGGUCAAUUUCACGAUAAAACUCCAAAGACGAGGAAGCUGAAUCUAGUCAAUCCGCGAUAACCCCUGGCUGUGUUUAUCCUCAAAAUCGUAAACGAUAGUGUUCAGCGAUCUUUUCGCCUUCUCGAGACCGGUCGCGUGUGAAACGAAUCGAAGAAAAAUCGAAACCGGGCAAGAAGCAAGUAGAGUAAGCAAGGGGAAGAAUCAACAACAAGGACGCCCGGCCCGAGAAGACGACGUCAAUAUUAGUUAUAGUCUAGUGAUAUAUACGAGAAGAAAAGGGAAGGAGAGUCAUGUAGAUAUCGCGUAGUACAAACGUAGCGCAUUUCAAUUCACGUAUACAUAUUCAUACGUACGUCGUGUCGAUUAAAUCGUAGUGGUAAAUUCUCGUUAAUUCAACGAUAAUCCGUGUGAUCGAAAAAAGCAAUAAAAAUAAAAAGGAAAUUUAAUUCGUUGUAUUCGUAAGUACGCGGACUGGUGUUCGGCUGUGCAGUAUCGCGUGUGAUUAAUCGUUGAGCACGAGUUUCGUGUUCCUUAUUCGAAAUUGCUAAAGGGACGGAAGAAAGUGCAUCGGCAGAAUGGCGUUCGCUGCGGCGAGAAUGAUCCUGAAAGACAAGCGGCGGAAGGCCAGCAAGGAAGACUUCGCGCCAAGAAACAGGAGCAAGGCCCGCAGCGCCAGUACAAGUAGCUUUAGAAGCCUGAGCCAGGCUCGCAACAAACCAGCAGAUGGAGUAGGCCAUGUGAAUCAAAAGGGCUCGACAGGUCAAAAAGCGCCAUUGACAGCCGGGCAGAAGGUGGCGCCUGGUGCGAAAGUUGCAGCGAAACCAGCUCAGAAACCCUCUGCUCAAAAGGGACAGGUUAAGGUUACGCCAAAAGCAGCUUCCGUGAAGACUGGGAAGAAUAAAAAGAAGGGUCAGAGGCAGCAGUACGACCUUAUCGUCACCAUAAAUCUGUCUGAAUAUGGACUCACGGAGGAUCAAGUGGCCGAAUUCAAGGAAGCGUUCAUGCUCUUUGACAAGGACGAAGAUGGCACUAUCACUAUGGCGGAACUUGGCGUGGUUAUGCGAUCUUUGGGGCAGAGGCCGUCUGAAACAGAAUUACGAGAUAUGGUGAACGAAGUGGAUCAAGAUGGCAAUGGUACCAUCGAGUUCAAUGAGUUCCUGCAGAUGAUGUCAAAAAAGAUGAAGGGUGCCGAUGGAGAGGACGAAUUGCGUGAGGCAUUCAGAGUAUUCGACAAAAACAAUGACGGCCUGAUCUCAUCGAAGGAGUUGCGACACGUAAUGACGAAUCUUGGAGAAAAAUUAUCGGAGGAAGAAGUGGAUGAUAUGAUCAAGGAAGCGGAUUUGGAUGGCGACGGAAUGGUGAACUAUGAAGAAUUUGUGACAAUCCUGACGUCGAAGAAUUAGUUCGAUGACCAUGGAUCGGACAAGAAGCUAUCCAGCUGCCGGAAGUCUUCGUCGAAGAAUAGAAUCAAAUUCGCGAAAUCGUAGCAAGAUGGUCAUCCUAUCGAACUCCGCCAUCGGAGACAUCGAUGAAAAGUCGUGAAACUAACAAUGUGGGAAAGUAGCUGAAAACUCUUCGAAGCUCAUAAAAUAAAAAAAUACCGAUGUAUCUUUGAUUCGACAAGGAAGACGAGCAAGCCCGGGUUCAAUCAAUUCACGUGGCUCGCAGCUCUUUUCCCGCAUGAGGGUAAGUCAUAUCGGAAGACUGAAAACUGUGUCUCGAGCGAUGGAGUAAUGAGCGAUGGUUGAUGGUGAUGGAAAGUUUGCAAGAAAGAUGGAGAGAGUGUGAGUAAGGGAAACAGCAAUGUGACUUCCGCAGUUGCACACGCAUACACGCAUACACACCUCGCUCCUUCGAAUUAAUUUUACAAGUAUAAGUUAGCGAAAUGACAUUAUACGUGAAAACGAGUGAGGUGCUCGCUCCCGAAACAAUCAACUGAGCUUCGUUUAGCGUUUACCUACCUACUAUCUAUACUCUCUAUUAAUGCUAUACAACGUCGUUAUUGAUAUUGUUAGGAAUCAAUCAAUCCUUCUCCAUCCUUCGCCGAUCUCAUUUACACGAUACUUCUGGCAUGACGAUCUCGUUCAAGAGCGAAUCGCUAUCGAUGGCCUAAAAAUUGUACCGUAGAAUCGCACGCAAUGUUGAUGCGAUACGUGGCAUCGAAAAGUACAAACGGUAUUAGACCGAAGUCGUCUUGUUCGUUACAUCAAAAGAAGUUACGCUGUUGGAACAUAUUUGCUACAUGUUGCUAACUUGAUAUUUGAGGGAUGCAUCGGUCGAGACAAUUUUAACGUAACGCGUUCGAUCGAUAUCGACGAUACGUGUGCCGGGAUUGGAAUGUAGCGAAAUUUUUGAAUACCGAAGAUCCACAGUGAAACGAUCGAGUAACUCGUCAUUCCUCUUCACUUCUGUCGUUCGAUCGGUAUUGUUCCUCCAAUUUUUGUAGAUUCGCUUGUAAACGAGACGAAUCCUCCCGGCUCGUUGUCGAGUCGGAUUUUAAACAUUAAUUGUCAUAAACAUUCUGGCCGCGGGACUCGACGCGAGAUAGCUCUAUAACGAUCUGUCUUCAAAUUUAGAUGAGUGUCGUUGGCAAGUAGAUUAGUUUUAACGAUGAUAUACUCUCGAUGGCAGAAUUUUUAGACGCAUGUUAUGGCGACAUGCCAACACAGUCGCUGGAAAGCAAGAAUCAAAGCAACAGUAGCGGAUUUUCCUUAAAUGUAAAACACCAAUCGUAGGGAUUUCUCGAUCCUUAAUUUUGUCGAAGAAACUUUUGUACCAAAUCUUUCCCAUUUUUUUUUUCUCUCGUUUCUUCUUUCUUUUUUUUUUUUUUUUUAAGCUCGAACAAAGAGCUGAGAAUCUCGUGAGUGUACCGCUCUUGUUGUUAGUCCCGAAUUCUAGAUUUUCACCCAUGUCGGCUCUCCUAUACCAAACACCGUCCACCUGAAACCUCGACAUUCUCACCCACCCACAGGCCAACUGUACUACGUCGUGCACCUUUAGAUCCUUAAGAUAGGAAAGCCACAGCCGUAGAUCGUGAUAGAGGAUAGUUAAUUAGCGCAUAGAGGAAGUACACCUAAUAAAUGAUGCAUUAUACACAUACCUAUUAUAUAUACCUAUACAUGGUGUUACUACCGGAAAUACUUGAAGUAACGUUAUUAUGGAUAUUCAUAUAUAUAUUUAGUAUAUACUUAUACAUACAUACGUACGUACAUAUAUUAUAUAUACAUAUACACGUUAGCGACGUACGUCGGUGGUAUACUGGCAUUGAUAUUUUUAUGGUUUUAAAAAAAAUACAACAACAAGAACAAAUAUUAGUGUCAGAAAGAGCGACAGAACGAAAGAGAGCGAAAAUGUGAGCGUGAGUGAGCGAGAAAUAGGAGUGAAAGAGAGCGAGAGAAAGAAAUAUCGGUUGGUCGGUCGAAGCGCGGAAAAUUGAAGCGCGUGUACAUAAACGAAACAUUGAAACGGGAGAUACGGAUAAACGGGAUAAAAUAAAUAAGGGGAGCUCUUAUAAGCGUGUUAUUACAAAAGGUGAUUCGUUUUAUCCUUAAUGCGUGUCGAAGGAUGGUAUGCGAAUAUUACUAUUGUUAUCGUUGGUAAUCGUUGGUCACACGAAGCGGUGAUUUCGCAAAUGUAUACACAACAUACACAUAGAGAUAGACAAUAAAUUCUGUUCUUUAGUUAAGUAACACGCAUAUAUUUACAUUGCGUUGUUCGGCUCGACCGCUAGGUAGGUAAGUUACAGAUCUGCGAACAUCAUAUAACGCGAUUAGGAUUUGGGAAAGGUAUUUUUCAGAGAACUCGAUGUGCUUACCUAAUUACGCGAUCGUCCUUUUUGGCUGCCUCAUGCCGUUGCUUUACAGCGAAAAGAUUAAUAUUUGCCAUAGAAAAAGGAAAAUUUUCGUAAUACGUUGCAGCUUUUUAACAUUUUGAUUGCUUCGAUUUUAAGUUUCAUCAUUUUGUCUAAUAUUUUUCCCCUUUUCGGCUCUUUGAUCUUUCCUUAUCGCCGAUGAAAGUUAAGCUCUGGGUUGAAUACGUUCGAUCUACGUUUUCAACCGUCUGACAUUGGCGUGAUGCAAAGCUACGCACAACGUAAUCGAAAAAGCCGCGGACUAUGCAAACUGCAAAAAGGAGGAUAUAAGGAAACUAUAACAUGCAAAUAUAAAACAAGACGCUUCGACAGUUAAAACAUAAAAAGAGCUCUAUAAGUCGACAAAAAAAUAGUAAUGUAUAACGUCCCGAAGACAAUAUCUUUAACGAUUUUAUUAAAGGAAGCUAUUCGAGAUUUACCUCGAGAGAAGGCCUACGUUUUGCCACGUGUGUACGAGACGAUAGAUUGUAGAAAGAUUGUCAAAGAAAAAAAGAGAGAGAGAAAGGGAGAGAGAGAAAAGGUGAGAGCGAGGAUGGAAUGAUAGAGAAACGAGAAGUUUUAUGAUGCAGGAGUUACGAGAAAGGUGCUGUUUAGUUUAGACAUUAUCGAUCUUUUCCCUUUACAAUCAUUAUGCUCUUAUCUUACUUGAAUCAGUGCACCUUUUGUUACAUCUAUUUUGCAAACACUCAAAUCCUUUCCCUUUUAACUUUUCUACAUACUUCGUUCAUUAUACACUUAUUUCACAGACUAUAUGAUAUUUUUCUUGAAAGAUUGCGACGAAUGGAUCGGUUCAUUUGGAUUUAUGAGAUGCACGAAAUUUCACUGCACCCCAUGAGUUAUUAUUUCGACUUUCCGUCUUAGAGGAAACUUAUCUAUAAGAAUAUCAACAAAUGCUGAACACAAGUACAAGGAAUCGUCAAUAUCUGUAUAUAUCACUCCCAAAAAUCGUAGCCGAAUCAGAGACCUUGAGAUCGCUGGGUCGAUUGCCACAUUGGUUCGGGCAUGGAAUAAAAGAGAAACUUGCAAUUCCCCACUGGGAGUAUUUUCAGUUUGCAAGGCGACACUAAACGCACACUUGUCACGCGCGCUGUAAUAGGUACCUCUUUCAUUAAUACAGAUCACUCACGGUCUCACCAGGUCUCUGAUUGCCUGCACGGUUCUUUUACUUGCGAACUUAUCUCGCCAUAAAUCUCUGUGGCAAUAAAUAUCCUACUUUUCCCCUCCCGGAAGAUACAUUAACUCCGCUUUGCAAAUCACACUAUGCAAGAAAUCCUUUUGAUUAAACCUCCGAGUGCAGAGCUGUUUCUGAUAUGCCCUUAACUCUUAAAAGCUAUCAUAAUUCAAAGAAAAUUUCACCGUGGUAGAUUUUUUUUUAUUUUAAGAACUAAUAAAUUCAACGAUACAAAUUAAUAAAUCGAUUAAACGAGAAGAGAAAAAGAUUAUCGUUCAUAACGAUUAUAAAUAACAUUGCGAUGGUAUUAUAAAGAGAUACAGAAACCAGAAUGAUCAUUAAAUUUGAUCAAUGAUAGCUUUUAAGCGUUAAAAUAUUUGUUUCACGCGGGAGUGGCGACAAGUAUUAUAACGACAGACAGCCCAACCCUAUCACGAUUACCGAAAAGUAUUUUUAUAGAAUACUCUUCGAGCCAGAUAUUUACAUCGCGUUAUAUUCUAUUCUAUAUAUUAUAUUACAUUAACAUCAAUGUAUACGUGCGUGUACAAAUUGUAUAUCAUAUUAUAUGAUCCUACUCUGCUGGCAGAUUUCAUUGUAGUUAUUAUGCGUCCGAACGAGGAGUCGACAACGUUUGUAUUCGUCGCGAGACGGCAAUUAUGCGUUAAAUUGAUUAUAUAUAAAUCGUCCUUAAGAGGAAUAUGCAAGUCUUCCUUCAUUUUAAUCUGCACUAUUCGAAGUUGGAGGAUGUUCGUAGGAUUUAGUUGUACGGCGUACCUGCUGAUUGCGUUGUGUCCUCUGAGGGUGUGCGUUACUUCUACCCGAAAUUAUUUCCGGAUAAAAUCGCUCAACGACGAUAUUCUGUGUGUUUUUGAACACCCGAUAAGUCGAAACAUUGAUUCGCCUAAUCGUGGUCGUGUAAAUCUGUAGAUCAGAGCCGCGACUCGUUAGAGAAAUACUCGAAGACUAAUCUAACUGAAUAAGCCGUGUUUUGUUUUACGAUAAACGUUUCGAAAAUUCUAAGAAUAAUUGUAAAAGUUCCACUUCAUUUUAUACUUGACAAAUUUUUUUAGGAAAUUAUAAAAAAUUUAUCUCUGCUUGUUUUAUUCGUAUCGAUCCUAUGGUACUAAUAGAACUUGAAAAUGGCGUGUUAACACGAGAUGUUCGAGAUAGAUACGCUUGUGUGUUAUAAUUUAUAUUGUGAACAUGUGUCUAUAUUUUAAAUGAGUAAUUGCGUUUACGUCGGAAGUAGUAGUCGGAAGUACAUUUUCAUAGAGGUUUGAUACACCGAUGAUCCAACCGAAGUUAAAAUUGUUAUAAUCGAGAAUUGCAUAGGAUUCCUUUGUUUCAGUAAGAUUAAAAGAAUCUCAAAGAUCGAGAUUCUAUGGAUUAAUUUCAUCUGUCCUCUUCCUAAAAUCCUAUGCAUUUCUUCGAGUCUUUCGCUUUGGUUGAUUCCAGUUGUUCUAAAGUUUGCUGAAGUUUCUCAAAAAGUUUGUUCAAUACUCGCAGUACAUUAUAAACAAUGUCCGUAAUCGAACUUAAGGAACGCGUGCUUGUGGCUUUCUACGAACAAUGUGAAACCGGAGCCACACCAAGAAUGAUCAAGGACCGCGUAAAAGAACAGGGGAAACGAAAACUAGUUGAUAUCAAACGAGUUGAAUGAUGCAAAGGUAAUCAAAUAAAUAUAUGUACAUUGCUAGAUACGAAAAAAGAAACCUCAUUAACUUAGGUGUAUAAUAAUUGUAAUCGUUAAAUAAGUGUAACUAUGUUGUACUAGUCAUGAGACCGUCUCGUAUCUUGAUAAGCAACAGUAAGUCAUUGUACUCGAGAGAUUCGGACUGUUGUUACGUCGAGACGGUUUCUCGGAUCGGUUGUUUGUUAGUGUAAUUAAAUAUAUAUAUUUUUCAUCCAUUGGCUGACGUAAAAGUACCCGCGCUUCGCAAUGAGAUCGAGAAAGAUUAUGAAGAAUGAUUUAAAACAAAAAAAAAGACAAGCGAACCGAUUGCGUGCAUUACUCGCAAAAAAUUAUAAAAAUCGAAGCGUUUAGAUACCGAUUGCAUCGUUGAAGCCCGGAAGAUUCACGAUUCGUUGAUUAAAGAAUUUCUUGAUCGAGAAGAUUUGGAAUUGCAUGAUCGUGUAACGCUUUUCCUAGGUUCGGAGUUCGUUACGUGCCAUCGUUUAAAGGGUACAUAAAAAACGGUCAGGAGCAAAUGACAUUAAUCAAAGUGUCAGAGAUGGUGUCAGAGACUUCCAAAUGAUACUCAAUCAUCGCAUCGCGAAUCCUUUGAUUUGCCAACAUUAUGUUUGCAUACGAAAUAGGCGCAAUGCCUUACCAUCUAUACGUGUUAAUUCCGAGGUACCUAAGGGAUUUUUUUACAACAACAAAAAAGAUGGAUUUUUAUAUCUAUUUUAUUCGAUCUUCAGUUUACGAACCGUAUCAAUCAAAAUUGAACUUUCUGAAAAGAAGAAUCAAAUUUUAAAACAAUUUCCUUAGGUGUCCAGGUACUACACGCAUUGUAAUUCUUCCCUCGUACACUCGCUACUGCUAUCGUAUGUAUUCUUCAGUUCGCCUAAUAUAAAGCGAGCUAACAUAGUAGCAUUGCAGCUAGGCAGUACAAUAUAUCGUUGGAACUCCGACCCAAACACAAUGACGAUCAAGAAUAAUUAUUGUAAUAAGAAAAUGUCUUUCAUUACUUUAUUAAACGAUCACGAGUACAAGUCGUGUUAGUUAAACGAAUAUACGUGUGUAUAUCCAAUAUAGAAGCAAGCUAAGGGAGAGCCAUUCGAUAGGUCUUUGGUUCUUCGUGGGGUGCAAAUAACUUUAGAGGAUAGAGGAUACGGCGUGGAAAUGCGUUAAGAUGUAAUAAGAAUGAAAAUUAUCUUUGAGAUGUAUCGAAAAAAAAAAAAAAAAUAGCGUAAAAACUAAGUCAAGCGAGGUUACACCGGAGAUAUCGCACUGUGAAUGAGAAUAUUUAUAUUUUUACUUAGAAAAAUGUUAUAAUAACGUUGGUAAUGUCUAAUUCCCAUCCGAUAAGGAAUGUUUAUAACGUUAUUUUUCUAGAGUAUAUAUCUAAAUGCUUAUUAUUAUGUUAUGACGAAACGUGCUCUCAAGCGAGAUCUAUUAUUAUACAAUGCAUUAUUUGUUCAUUGUAAAUAUUGCGUUUGCUUCGAUUACUUCAUUAUCUUUACAAUUUCUCUAUAAGCGGCAGCAGCAGCAGAAUAUAUAUAUAUAUCAAUAUUACACUUAUAACAAUUACUAUUGUUCUCUAAAUCUCGUCGCGAGUGCUCACAAGGAAUGUGCACGUACAAUACAACUAAUGUAUUUCUCGUGGUGUUCAUUACAAUUUUACUGCUGUAAAUAUUAUUUACGUUUAAGUUGAAGGAAUGAGUGAAUACCUCUAUACGACUAAUAGAUAGGUGGCUAUUGUUUAUCGCUAAAGUUACGAGAACAUUAUAUUUCCUUGAUCUUUUUACAAUGUCAUUGUCAGUGAUUAAUUUCGAUCUCGUAUUAAAAAAGUUCUACUAUGAAGAUUCUUUGAUUAAAACAUUCAGAGGAUGGUAAAAUUAGCCAUCACAGAAUAGAAAGAAAAGAACAUUGUAAUAUAAAACAAUCUCUUUCCUUUCGCUUUAUAUCUUCUUACCUUCGCUUGAAAGCGAUUGAGACAGGAAAAACAAGAACGUUCUCAGUUAGUUAUUAUAAAACGUUAUUAUACGUCUUUUAACUUUACUGUCAAUCUACUACGACCAUUUAUUCGAAUAUUCCUUUAUAUCUUCAUAGAAGGUAUUUUGUUCUCUACCUGCGGUACCUGCGAUUGAUGGUUCUUAAUCAGAUUUGCUCCACUCACGUUUCGUCGUAAAGUGGAAAAAAAUGGAAGCGCUGGAAAUUGUGGCGAGAGUGCAGUAUGUAUGGUGUUAGCUGUAUGAAAUCAUGUUACGUGUAAUGUUAUGUACUGUAAGAUUAGAAUACAUCAUAAAAUGGUGAUGGCGUGUACUGCUGGAAUGUAAUACAUGUAUCGAGUUACCCCUAAAUACAGCCAUUUUAUAAUGGA
Messenger RNA from Bombus pascuorum, 9582 nucleotides. Its product is annotated as neo-calmodulin-like. NCBI's taxonomy places the organism in Eukaryota, Metazoa, Arthropoda, Insecta, Hymenoptera, Apidae. The record is from RefSeq and is a predicted model, not a curated record. The transcript is spliced from 9 exons. Gene Ontology annotation, molecular function: calcium ion binding; enzyme regulator activity. The coding region runs from base 1070 to 1897 and encodes 275 amino acids. Gene Ontology annotation, cellular component: myosin II complex.